Trifolium pratense (red clover) is the source of this 1660-nucleotide messenger RNA. RefSeq names its product dof zinc finger protein DOF2.2-like. The record is from RefSeq and is a predicted model, not a curated record. Gene Ontology annotation, molecular function: DNA-binding transcription factor activity; DNA binding. Gene Ontology annotation, biological process: regulation of DNA-templated transcription. The coding region runs from base 147 to 1280 and encodes 377 amino acids. NCBI's taxonomy places the organism in Eukaryota, Viridiplantae, Streptophyta, Magnoliopsida, Fabales, Fabaceae. The transcript is spliced from 2 exons.
ACCCCCACCCACAAAACUCCUUUAUCUUUUUUCCUUCUUUAUGAUCUCUUUUUCUCUGCAACUCUCUAUGAUGAUGUGAUUCUCCACCCACAUACACUCACCUAAAGAAUUCAGCAAAACUUUUGCAAAAGAUAGAAAGCAUAGCCAUGGUCUUCCCCUCCCUUCCAAUCUAUCAAGAUCCACCCAACUGGUCACCACAGCAAGGAGGAAUUGGUAUUGGUACUCAAAAUCCAUCACCUCUGCAGCAGCCAUCAGCUUCAACGGUGAUUGUUACUGUUGAAGCUGAUGGCAGCUACCAAGGGUCUAUAAGACAAGGAUCAAUGACCGAUCAAGCUAAGAUGUCCAAGAUACACCAAAAUGAUGUUGCUGCAACACAAAAAUGUCCAAGAUGUGAAUCAACAAACACAAAGUUUUGCUACUACAACAACUACAAUCUCUCACAACCUCGCCAUUUUUGCAAAACUUGUCGUCGUUAUUGGACUAGAGGAGGUGCACUUAGAAAUGUUCCUGUUGGAGGUGGUUGUAGAAGGAAUAAUAAAAGAAGCAAAGGAAAUUCAAUAUCAAAAUCAACUUCAAAACCUAAUCGUAAUGAUCAUCGCCUAGUAGGUACUGGUGGUGGUGGUGGUGGUUCUAGCUCAGUAAGUGCAAAUUCUUCUUCUAUUAAUGGUUGCACUAAUUCUAAUGUGAAUGUGGGGAUCUCUCAUUUUCCUACACAAUUCCCAUUUUUGGCCUCUUUGCAUCACUAUAACAACAAUGACUAUGUUUCUCAAGGCAUUGGUCCUAUGGUGACAAAAAAUAUUACCAAUAGUACUAAUACUAGUGUUGAGUUUCAACUUGGUAGUGGUUUUUCAAUUGGUAAUACUACUAAUGGUGGAUCUUUGUUGUUAUCAAAUGGCAUUGGUGAACAAUGGAAGUUUCCGAAUUCGCUACAAGUUCAUCAGCAACAACAGCAAGAGAAUCACCAACAAUUCCCUUUCUUGACUAGUUUGGAGCCACAAAUUGGAUUAUUUCAGUUUGGUGGAGAAAAUAAUGAUGAAACUCAAAGAAAUUUUAUUCGCUCUAAGGCAACGGAUUCUUCAAGUGUUAGUAUUGGAAUGAUGCCUCAAGUUAACAUAGUAAAAAUGGAAGAAAAUAAUUGUCAAGGGUUGAGUUUGUCAAAAAAUCUCUUGAGUGGUUUAGGAAAUAGUAAUGAUCUAUUUUGGAAUGGAAAUGGAAGUGGUAAUGCAAAUGCAUGGAAUGAAUCUCCUAGUUUCACUCCAUCACCAAGUCAAUUGUUAUGAUCCUCAUAAUCUAGUAUUUUAGGUUCCUUAAGGAGCCACAUAUUUUUAUGAUCAAAGGUAUAAUUUAAGAGUUAGAAUCCUCUUAAUCACUUUCUAACUAUGGAAUUUUUUGAAAUUCCACCUAUUAAUUAUGUGUGUAGAAUCACAACACUUUGUAUUUUAUCAAUUAUAUGCAACUUAUAUUUAUCGUUCUAAAGUGUGGUUGUUAUUAGUUGCAGUUGUGGUUACACUGCAAACCUUGAUAUUACGGUAAAAUGCAGGCAAUUAGCUACGGGGUGAUUUUGCUGCAAUUGUGAUGUCAUUGCGGAGACCUCAAAAAUCUUUAGGCUAUGGCUGCAAUUGUUGUUGCUUACAAUUUAGAAUUAUGCUUAUUAUAUUUA